Messenger RNA from Alternaria alternata, 502 nucleotides. RefSeq lists its product as hypothetical. The transcript is spliced from 3 exons. Lineage: Eukaryota; Fungi; Ascomycota; Dothideomycetes; Pleosporales; Pleosporaceae. The coding region runs from base 128 to 385 and encodes 85 amino acids. The record is from RefSeq and is a predicted model, not a curated record.
CUGAAGCAACCAUUCUUACCAAAAUCUUUGCCGUAGGUCCAUGAAACACAUGUCGAUAACGGUGUCGCAGUCACGAAACAUGGCUGGUCAUGUUGUGGCACCAUAUUAGCUCUGCGUGCUAAAGAGCAUGUGGGGCUCCAAUGAUGAGCGCGCAACUAUCUCAUCUCAUCACAUCGCUUCCUCCAACAUUCCUUCAUCAACACCAUCACAUAUCGUCGCAUCGACAUCGUGUCUUACCGCAGGUCUCAUGAUCGUAUUGUACCUGAUACAGACUGCUGCGCCUGCGCCCGUCACACUCGACAACAGGGCUGCAUGGAGCACGAGCUCCGGAAGGCAGGGGCUGUUACGUAUGCUGCCGCGCAGACAUCACUAUGCAUCGAGUUGAAUCCAAGCCAACGCGCUACUUCACGAGGUCAGUCAUUAUUCGCCCAGGUUACGCAAAUUAUCUACUACACUAGAAGGCGUCGAAAAAAGCCAUCGAAUACCUAUAGCAGGGCAAGCG